Mesitornis unicolor (brown roatelo) is the source of this 2881-nucleotide messenger RNA. RefSeq names its product optic atrophy 1 (autosomal dominant) (gene OPA1). The transcript has 27 exons. Lineage: Eukaryota; Metazoa; Chordata; Aves; Mesitornithiformes; Mesitornithidae. Gene Ontology annotation, cellular component: microtubule; cytoplasm; mitochondrial membrane. Gene Ontology annotation, molecular function: microtubule binding; GTP binding; GTPase activity. The annotation marks the transcript as partial. The record is from RefSeq and is a predicted model, not a curated record. Gene Ontology annotation, biological process: mitochondrial fusion.
UGUCAUCUGCCGGAGCCUAGCAAGUAGCAGCUAUGGAAUAAAAAGAAAAUCACCACUUCAAAACUUGCAUCUUGUUUCCCGGAGUAUACAUCAUCCUUACUACCUGAGUUCAAAAUUUCAAAGACCUCCACUAAGGACAUCCAUUCAGCUAUUCUCUUCUCUUAAUCAUCUUCCCCUACGUAAAACAAAACUUUUAGGUGUAAAAUAUGGAUACCAGUCCCGCAGGAACUUUUGGCUAGCUAGGCUAGCAUCAAGGCUUCUCAAACUUCGCUAUCUUAUAUUAGGAUCUGCUGUAGGUGGUGGUUAUACAGCUAAGAAGACAUAUGAUCAGUGGAAGGACAUGAUGCCAGAUCUCGAUGAAUAUAAGUGGAUUGUUCCUGACUUCAUUUGGGAGCUUGAUGAGCAUAUUGACUUCGAAAAACUUAUCAAAGCCCUUCCUGAUGCAGAUGAACUUGCCAAACUUCUGCCUGACUUUGACAAGAUUGGAGAGAGCUUCACUUCGCUGAAAGGAUUUUUUUCUCCUGGUUACAAUUUGGUUAGUGAAGUCAUAGGAGCUUCUGAUCUACUUCUGUUGUUAGGUUCUCCAGGUGAAACAGCAUUCAGAGCUACUGACCAGGGAUAUGACAAUGACAAACAGUACAAGAAGGUUUCUGACAAAGAGAAGAUUGAUCAACUUCAAGAAGAACUUCUGCACACUCAGCUCAAAUACCAAAGAAUGCUUGAGCGAUUAGAGAAAGAGAACAAAGAACUAAGAAAAUUGGUACUGCAAAGAGAUGACAAAGGAAUUCAUCAGAGGAAGUUAAAGAAAUCCUUGAUUGAUAUGUAUUCUGAAGUACUUGAUAUCCUGUCGGAUUAUGAUGCCAGUUAUAACACUCAAGAUCACCUACCUCGAGUUGUGGUGGUUGGAGAUCAAAGCGCAGGAAAAACGAGUGUGCUAGAAAUGAUCGCCCAAGCCCGCAUAUUCCCUCGAGGGUCUGGGGAGAUGAUGACACGUUCCCCUGUUAAGGUAACCCUUAGUGAAGGUCCCCACCAUGUGGCUUUAUUCAAGGACAGCUCUCGGGAGUUUGAUCUGACCAAGGAAGAGGAUCUUGCAGCUUUGAGAAAUGAAAUAGAAAUCAGAAUGAGAAAUAGUGUGAAGGAAGGGUGCACUGUUAGCACUGAGACCAUCUCCUUAAGUGUGAAAGGUCCUGGUUUGCAGAGAAUGGUAUUGGUUGAUUUACCUGGAGUCAUUAGUACUGUGACAUCAGGUAUGGCUCCAGAUACAAAGGAAACUAUCUUUAGCAUCAGCAAGGCCUACAUGCAGAAUCCUAAUGCCAUCAUCCUUUGUAUUCAAGAUGGAUCAGUGGAUGCAGAACGCAGUAUUGUCACAGACUUAGUCAGCCAGAUGGAUCCCCAAGGAAAAAGGACAAUUUUUGUGUUGACUAAAGUGGAUCUUGCUGAGAAGAAUGUGGCUAGCCCAAGCAGGAUCCAGCAAAUAAUUGAAGGCAAACUCUUCCCAAUGAAGGCUUUGGGUUAUUUUGCAGUUGUUACUGGAAAAGGAAACAGCAGUGAAAGCAUUGAAUCUAUUAAAGAAUACGAAGAGGAAUUUUUUCAAAAUUCAAAGCUCUUAAAGACAAGUAUGCUGAAGGCACACCAGGUAACAACAAAGAACUUAAGUCUUGCUGUGUCAGAUUGCUUCUGGAAAAUGGUGAGAGAGUCUGUGGAGCAGCAAGCAGAUGCUUUUAAAGCCACACGUUUCAAUCUUGAGACUGAAUGGAAGAACAAUUACCCCCGGUUGCGAGAGCUUGACAGGAAUGAACUGUUUGAAAAAGCGAAGAAUGAGAUUCUUGAUGAAGUCAUAAGUUUGACUCAGGUCACACCAAAGCACUGGGAGGAGAUUCUUCAGAAAACUUUAUGGGAGAGGGUAUCUACUCAUGUGAUUGAGAAUAUCUACCUUCCAGCAGCACAGACUACGAACUCAGGGACUUUUAACACUACUGUGGAUAUCAAACUGAAGCAGUGGACUGACAAGCAGCUGCCUAAUAAAGCAGUAGAGGUGGCGUGGGAGACUUUGCAAGAAGAAUUUUCCCGUUUCAUGACAGAACAAAAAGGAAAGGAGCAUGAUGAUAUCUUCGAUAAACUGAAACAAGCUGUCAAGGAAGAAAGUAUUAAACGACAUAAGUGGAAUGAGAGAGCAGAGGAUAGCCUGCGAGUGAUCCAGCACAAUGCCUUAGAAGAUCGGUCAAUAUCUGAUAAACAGCAGUGGGAUGCAGCUAUUCAUUUUAUGGAAGAGACGCUCCAAAGUCGUCUCAAAGACACUGAGUCUGUUAUUGAAGAUAUGGUGGGUCCAGAUUGGAAAAAAAGGUGGUUAUACUGGAUAGGCCGCACCAAAGAACAGAAUAUUCGUAAUGAAACGAAAAAUGAACUUGAGAAAUUAAUCAAAUGCAAUGAAGAACAUGCAGCUUAUCUGGCAAACGAUGAAGUGACGACUGUCAGAAAGAAUCUUGAAGCAAGAGGAAUAACAGUGGACCCAUGUCUGAUUAAAGACACGUGGCACCAAAUUUAUAGAAGAUAUUUCCUGAAGACUGCUUUGAACCACUGCAAUCUAUGUCGAAGAGGCUUCUAUUAUUAUCAGAGGCAUUUUGUGGACUCAGAGCUCGAAUGUAACGAUGUUGUCCUUUUCUGGCGAAUACAGCGAAUGCUGGCGAUUACAGCAAAUACGCUGAGGCAGCAGCUGACUAACACUGAAGUAAGGCGCUUGGAAAAGAAUGUAAAGGAAGUGCUUGAAGAUUUUGCGGAGGACAAUGAAAAAAAAGUGAAGCUCCUGACUGGGAAGAGGGUCCAGCUUGCAGAGGAUCUCAGUGAGUACCGUCUAUCGUUUUUUGGAACUGCCUUGAAAUGA